Messenger RNA from Labeo rohita (rohu), 2751 nucleotides. It is a transcript of the gene mettl4, whose product is annotated as methyltransferase 4, N6-adenosine. The transcript has 8 exons. Gene Ontology annotation, cellular component: RNA N6-methyladenosine methyltransferase complex; cytosol; nucleus. The coding region runs from base 157 to 1458 and encodes 433 amino acids. The record is from RefSeq and is a predicted model, not a curated record. Gene Ontology annotation, molecular function: RNA methyltransferase activity; site-specific DNA-methyltransferase (adenine-specific) activity; nucleic acid binding. NCBI's taxonomy places the organism in Eukaryota, Metazoa, Chordata, Actinopteri, Cypriniformes, Cyprinidae.
UUGGCUUGCAACCUUCAAUCAAAUGUUACUAGAAGAAGCAGCGGCAGCACAUGAGAUGAGAUGAAUGUUACCUUUUAAGGACAAGUAUAUCUGCAUCUUUGGAUGAGAUGAAACAGUUAAAAUCAUUUCCAUGAUAUUUCUAUGAUUGGUUUGUAAAUGUCUGUAGUGUGUGUUGACUCCUGCGGUUGGCUGCUGGACUCCUGCUCUCUCAUAGAUGAGUGUUUGCAGUGCUGUGUUUCUUACAGUGAUGGGCUUGAAAAACCAAAAUACAUUAAAUGCUGUUUCAAGAGGGAAUAUUUCAAUACACUAAAACCCCACGGUCAGAUUCAACAAAACACAAAUAUCUUGACAAGCGGUGUUCCGUUAGACUCUGCAAAACAUUCUGAACAUGCAAAGACUGAUCUACAAACACGAAAGAAACGAAAGAGAAAGCAGCCUGAUCUUAAUACUGGCGAGUUAGAUGCCCAUAUUUAUCAUGAAAAGAUCAGGUCGGUGGUUCUGGAGGGCUCUCGGGCUCUUCUGGAAGCUGGGCGCCAGUGUGGAUACUUGACAGAAGCUUUGACCGCACCACCUUCUGAAUCCGUGCAAUCACACGAGUGCUGUCUAGCUGCGUUAUGUGACAUGGCAAAACAGCUCCCGUUAAUGGACGAGUCUGUAGAGGCACCAGUGCAGACGCUGAACAGAGAUGGUCUGGACCCAUCGCUGGACCUGUUCUCAUACAUCACUGAAAACCCAUUCGACUGCGCUUAUGAGGUCACGUUGAUGAAGGAGAGGUAUCUUUUGCCGCCCCGCAGCCGCUUCCUGUUGUCUGACAUCACACGUAUGCAUCCACUUGUCAACAGUGGAGACAAAUUUGACCUUAUAGUCCUUGAUCCACCAUGGGAGAACAAAUCUGUCAAAAGAAGCAACAGAUACAGCUCUCUGCCGUCCUCUCAGCUCAAGCAGCUUCCUGUGCCGGCACUUGCUGCUCCAGAAUGUUUGGUGGUUACGUGGGUAACUAACCGGGUGAAGCAUCUGCGUUUCAUCAAAGAAGAGCUCUACCCGUACUGGGAGGUUGAAGUGCUGGCAGAAUGGCUCUGGGUGAAGGUGACCCGAUCAGGAGAGUUUGUGUUUCCUCUGGAUUCGCCACACAAGAAGCCUUAUGAAGUGCUGGUGCUGGGCAGGUAUCGACGUGCCACUGAUCACGCAGACAGGUCUUCAGCAGCGGAGGAGCUUCCAGAGCAGCGGCUCCUAAUGAGCGUCCCAUCAGUCCUGCACUCCCAUAAACCUUCAUUAUCAGAUGUGUUAAAGCCCUACAUUAGUCCCAAGCCCAAGUGCCUUGAGUUGUUUGCCCGGAGUCUCCAGCGUGACUGGACCAGUUGGGGAAAUGAAGUCAUCAAGUUCCAGCACAGCAGCUAUUUUACCAGAGAGAGAGCAGAGGAGCCGUCCAAGACAUCUGAGACGCCGCUUACACAGUAGCUCAUUGACUGUCACAUAGGGAAGCCCAGCAUUUUAUAGUGUUUAUACAUUGUAUGAUAUUAAUAAGAAGGAUGAAGUACAGUUGUGUCUUCAUCUGAACAGUGUAUUUUAAUACCAGAUAUACCACAAUAUUUUUGGACUCUAUUUUUUUAAAUUUCUUUCUGCUGGUCUGCACAGUAGUUGGAAUUUGUACUAGCCCUGCCAACAAUUUCUCUUGUUUUUACAAACAUUUUUAGUGUACACUACCAGUCACAAGUUUUUGAACAGUAAGAUUUUUCAUGUUUUUUAAAGAAGCCUCUUCUGCUCACCAAGCGUGCAUUUAUUUGAUCCAAAGUACAGCAAAAACAGUAAAAUUUUAAAAUAUUUUUACUAUUUAAAAUAACUAUUUUAUAUUUGAGUAUAUUUUACAAUGUAAUUUAUUUCUGUGAUUUCAAAGCUGAAUUUUUAGCAUCAUUACUCCAGUCACAUGAUCCAUCAGAAACAAUUCUAAUAUUCUGAUUUACUGCUCAAAAAAACAUUUAUUAUUAUUAUUAUGUUGAAAACAGCCAAGUAAAAUUUUUUCAGGUUUUUUUUUUGAUGAGUAGAAAGUUCAGAAGAACCGCUUUUAUCUGAAAUGAAGAUCUUUUGUAAAAUUAUAAAUGUGUUUAUCAUCACUUUUGAUCAAAAAUAAAAAAUACUGACUCCAAGCUUUAUAGUGUAUAAUGUUACAAAAGCGUUUUAUUUCAGGUAAAUGCUGAUCUUUGGAUCUUUCUAUUCAUCAAAGAAACCUGAAAAAUUUUCUACUCAGCUGUCUUUCACAUAAUAAAUGUUUUUUGAGCAGCAAAUCGGAAUAUUAUAAUGAUUUCUGAAGAAUCAUGUUACUGGAGUAAUGAUGCUGAAAAUUUAGCUUUGAUCACAAGAAUAAAUUACAUUUUAAAAUAUUAAAAUAGAAAGCAGUUAUUUUAAAUAGUAGAAAUAUUUUUAGAAAUUAUUGUUUUUGCUGUAUUUUAGAUCAAAUUAAAUGCAGGCUUGGUGAGCAGAAGAGACUUCUUAAAAAACAUUAAAAAUCUUACCGUUCACAAACUUUUGACUGGUAGUGUGUGUGUGUCAGAAAUGUUAUGGCCCUUGGUGUUAGUUAAUUCUCUAAUCUUUUUAGAUGAUAAUUUGUUGUUGUUUUUGACCAAUGCACCUGCACUUUGGACACUAACAGUUUGACUUUUAUUGUCUCAUGUUGGUUGAAAAGAUUUUGUAUUAAAGUGUAAAUUUUACAUGGGAUAUAUGCUGAUCAUUGCCAGUAAAAUACAUAUGAAAAGA